ACAUGUGAUUAUGGGAACUCAGGCAGGAAAGUACAGUGAAAGUGAACUAAAGGUUUGACGAUGUCAUUGAAACAAAGAAUUGCAUUUCACUCGCGGUUGAACACAUUUACUUUAAACUCGGACUAUUGGUAUAGUAAGCAAGAAAAGAGGACACGCGGGGACAGAGCAAGUUUCACUACAGUUGCGCUCCAACCUAACAUUUCCUCUCUGAACACAAUUUUGACGAGCAGCAUCCAUUCGCGCUGUAAACAAUGUAACACCGAUUCUGGCUCUUGCAACCUUGACAAACGAACAUGGAGAAGGAGACUAUUUACGGGAGUGAGCGCAACUAAGGUUUUUAAACGGAGCAUUUUAUUUGUCAGAGAGCUGAGCACCUCUAUACUUCAGUAUGAAUUGAAAACAGAUAUGACAAAGUCUGGAAACCGGAGGCUGUAUUUUGAUACCCAUGCAUUGGUUCGACUCCUCGAAGACAAUGGCUUCACCACUCAGCAAGCUGAGGUAAUUGUCAGGAUGAUGGUCAGGACAACACACUCCAACAUGGAUCUAAUCUAUAAUGACAUGGUAACCAAAGUGCAGCAGGAGAUCAUGUUGCAGAGGGUGUUUUCCCAAAUUGCAUCGGUGAAAAAGGACAUGAUUAUCCUUGAAAAGAGUGAGUUCUCUACUUUGCUGGCAGAGAAUGAGAAAGUCAAGGUAGAGCUACUGCAACUGAAGGUGCAACUGGCUGAUGUGAUGAAUAAAGUGCGCUUUGACAAUAUCUUGGAUAUGAAUUCGGAAAAGAGCAGCAUGAAAGAAAUGAAAUCAGAGCAUGAGAAGAGACUCAUGGAAAGUCGGACCGAGAUAAUGGAAAUGAAUGCUGAGCAAAAUUGUCAUUUGACUCGGUCCAAUAUGAAAAUUGACACUGAAGUGGCAGGUUUGAAAACCAUGUUGGAAGCUCACAAACUUGAUACUAUCAAAUACCUUGCAGGUUCAGUCUUCACUUGUCUCACUGUGGUUCUCGGAUUCUAUCGCAUCUGGAUGUGACUCCGGGGAGUACAAGAAGAACUGGUCAUAUGGACCACUAGCUCAAAAAGAACCCAUUUGAACUGCCACCAUUUUGUGUUUGAUAAGUAGUAAAUCGCUAUAGGAACAAACAACCACUGGCUGAUGGCAUGAAGACAGAUAAAAUGCUUUGAUGUUGAUAUUUCUGAGGACCAAUGACUUAAGAUUUAGAAGAUGAACCCAGCAAACCAUGAAAUGCGAAAGGCUGCACACUAUCCAACAUUUUUAAUUGGUUGUGUUUUCAUAGAGUACCCUAUAAAUUAAAUGUUAUUUAAGAUAGAAUCCUGACAACAAAUAUGUAUUGCAAUGUACAUGAAUGCAUUUUUUUGUACAUGUACUGUUAAGCAAGAAACCUGUGUAUGUUGUGUUUGAGAAAUAUGUUGUAAAAAUGCAUCGAUAUAUACUGUAAUUGCCAUGCUGUCCAAAGUGCAUUUCCGGCUAUGUAGCCAGAUGUAUGUAGCCAGUAAGAUGCAGCUCUGUAUAUUUUUUAAACUGUUGUAGACACUAGAGGACUUGUGAGUCAUUGGAACACACAUUCCAUCAGUCCAAUGGACAGUUUUUUAUGACCAUAGUAGAUAUUGUAAAAACUGUAUAAAAGGAAAGCAGCACAAAUGUAUGACUAAACACAAAUCAAUAAUAAAGGAUAAUUUGA
This is a messenger RNA of Salvelinus namaycush (lake trout), 1690 nucleotides long. It is a transcript of the gene mcur1, whose product is annotated as mitochondrial calcium uniporter regulator 1. Gene Ontology annotation, biological process: calcium import into the mitochondrion; positive regulation of mitochondrial calcium ion concentration. The record is from RefSeq and is a predicted model, not a curated record. Lineage: Eukaryota; Metazoa; Chordata; Actinopteri; Salmoniformes; Salmonidae. The coding region runs from base 61 to 1020 and encodes 319 amino acids. The transcript has 9 exons. Gene Ontology annotation, cellular component: mitochondrial inner membrane; mitochondrion.